AUGCAUGUCCUCAGCCCUCCGAAGCCCGCUCUCCCCGGGGCUUGCUGGGAGGGAAGGGUAACUGCAGCUGGCAGCAGCCCUCGAGAGGGUCCUGGCACCAUGGACAGUGACGAGCCUCUUGAGCCCGAGACCAAAGAUGAGACCAGAACCGAGCCAGCACUGCAGAGCAGUGACGAAACUCUCUACUGUGAGGCCGAAGCCCCAUCAGCCCUUGGAAAGGAGAAACCAGCCCGGGAGAGUUCGGAAACAGACCUCGAAAUCGAAGAUAUCGAGAAGUUUUCCACCAUUGGACAGCGGGAGCUGUACCUGGAGGCCUGCAAACUGGUGGGCGUCGUGCCCGUCUCCUACUUCCUUCGGAACAUGGAGGAUUCCUAUGUGAACCUCAACCACCAUGGCCUGGGCCCCAAGGGCACCAAGGCCAUUGCCAUAGCCCUGGUGUCCAACACAUCGGUCCUCAGGUUGGAGCUGAAAGACAGCAGCAUUGCAGAGGAGGGUGUCCUGAGCCUGGUAGAGAUGCUACAGGAGAACUACUACCUCCAGGAGCUGAAUAUUUCCAACAAUAACCUUGGUUUGGAAGGGGCCAGAAUCAUCUCAGAGUUCCUGGAGAGAAAUACUUCUUCCAUCUGGAACCUGAAGCUUUCAGGAAAUAACUUCAAGGAAGAAUCUGCGGUGCUGUUCUGCCAAGCCCUGUCGAACAAUUACCGAAUUAAGAGCCUGGAUCUCAGUCACAACCAGUUCUCAGAUGUAGCUGGAGAGCACCUGGGACAGAUGCUGGCCAUCAACGUGGGGCUCGAGUCGCUGGAUCUGAGCUGGAACCACUUUCACACGCGGGGCGCUGUGGCCUUGUGCAGCGGUCUCCGGGGAAAUGUGACACUCACAAAGCUGAACCUCUCCAUGAACGGCUUCGGGAACGAAGGGGCGCAGGCCCUGGGGGAGCUGCUCAGACUCAACAGCUGCCUGGCCCACCUGGACGUCAGCAGGAACAACAUCAGCAACGAGGGCGCCACCAGGAUCAGCCGAGGCCUGGAAGCCAACGAGAGCCUCAGGGUUCUGAAGCUUUUCCUGAACCCCAUAAACAUGGAUGGAGCUAUUUCUCUCAUCCUGUCCAUCAAGAGGAAUCCCAAGUCCAGGAUGGAAGAGCUCGACAUUUCCAACGUGCUGGUGUCCGAGCAGUUCAUGAAGAUCUUAGAUGGGGUGUGCACUGUGCACCCGCUGCUGGAUGUGCAGUACAAGGCAGUGCAGGGCCUCUCCGACAAGAAGACCCUCCUCCUGUGGACAAACCCCAUGAAGCUGAUCCAGAGCUACGCAGACCAGCACAGAAUGACAGUCCUGGAUUUCUUCAAGAGCUUGAGCCCCACCAAGAUGAUGAAGAUGCCUGUGGAUGACUUCCGGAAAGCUAUGAUACAGCAAAACAAGGUCCCUCUGAACCGGUACCAGGUCAGGGAGCUGAUCAAGAGGCUGGAUGACAAGACGGGCAUGGUGAACUUCAGGUCAGCCCGACCGCGCUUCUCCCGGUGCUCGACGAGGGGCCCGGGCCGGUUCACUUACUUGACCAGCCGUGAUUCCCAGCCACGAGCUGCUGGCUGCCGGCUAGAUGAGGGACCUGUGAGCAGCACAGUGCCAGCCCACGGGUCGGUCACCAGGGGGACCGUGUUCAGGCCAGGAGCCCUGCCCUCAAGCCUCCCCCCAAUGCCUUGGUCCUUCGCCCCCUCCCAUGUCUUCCAUGUGGAAAAGCCACAGCAUGGACGGGAAGGGCGGUCUGAGCAGCGGCACCUCUUGUGCCUUGGGAAGCUCGUGGCAGAUGCCCAAAGCGAGGUCUCCAAACCAGGUUCGACAACCAGCAACAUCUCCAGGUUUGCAGACGGGGUCACGUGA
Messenger RNA from Carlito syrichta (Philippine tarsier), 1875 nucleotides. It is a transcript of the gene LRRC74A, whose product is annotated as leucine rich repeat containing 74A. Gene Ontology annotation, molecular function: protein binding. NCBI's taxonomy places the organism in Eukaryota, Metazoa, Chordata, Mammalia, Primates, Tarsiidae. The transcript has 17 exons. Bases 1 to 1875 code for a protein of 624 amino acids. The record is from RefSeq and is a predicted model, not a curated record.